Messenger RNA from Patiria miniata (bat star), 3496 nucleotides. Its product is annotated as collagen alpha-1(I) chain-like. Bases 86 to 2614 code for a protein of 842 amino acids. The record is from RefSeq and is a predicted model, not a curated record. Gene Ontology annotation, molecular function: extracellular matrix structural constituent. The transcript is spliced from 32 exons. Lineage: Eukaryota; Metazoa; Echinodermata; Asteroidea; Valvatida; Asterinidae.
UUUUCUCUCCAUGUAGGGAGAAGAAGGUCGAACAGGGAAUCUUGGCGCAACUGGACAAAGAGGACCAAGUGGUAUCGCAGGAGACAUGGGACCUGAGGGGCCGGCUGGACCUCAAGGAUCUCAAGGUGCACGUGGAGACACUGGACCCCAAGGAGCUGCCGGAGCUGGAGGACCUAAUGGUGGUGUGGGAGCAACCGGAGCGCGUGGAGCCCAGGGUAAGCGGGGAGCUGCUGGUGUUGCUGGACCCCCAGGACAAGGAGGACCAACGGGGUUGACCGGUAACAGAGGAGAGAGGGGCCCGAUGGGUUUGGCUGGACCUGCAGGUCCAGAUGGUGACACUGGAGCCGACGGACGCGAUGGACGUGACGGAGAAGGGGGAGAUAAAGGAGCCCCAGGUGAUGUUGGACGCCUCGGGAUCCCAGGACUACCCGGAACCCCAGGUGAUCGGGGUGGUGUUGGAGGCAUCGGAGUUGUUGGAGCUACUGGUGCCCGAGGAGCAACAGGCAAGCGUGGCGGGUCAGGAGGUCCUGGCUCAAGGGGAAAUUCCGGCCCCCCAGGAGCACCCGGAUCCCCUGGGCUGAGGGGAGAGCAGGGAGGCAUUGGAAGAUCUGGUCGCACAGGUCUCCCCGGAGCUAAAGGAAAUCCUGGUGAGAGAGGUAGAGCGGGGGAGCGUGGAGCCCAAGGCAUCCCUGGAGGACAGGGACCACAAGGACCAGUAGGAGCGCGUGGAGAGAAGGGACCUAGGGGAGGCGUUGGUGAUCCGGGAGUCCAGGGAGGAGUCGGUGCACCAGGACGUACUGGAGCACCGGGAGCCACAGGAGCAGCAGGAUCACGCGGUGAAUCUGGUGAACAAGGAGCAGCGGGAGUUGCCGGAAGUCCUGGAUCAAGUGGAAUGCCUGGACCCACGGGAUCUGUCGGAGCAAGAGGUGAGGUCGGUCCACCUGGAUCCAGCGGAAGACUAGGUGCAAUGGGCCGACGUGGUGACACCGGUGUUGCCGGGGCACCAGGUGUCCGUGGUAUCCCAGGACCCCCAGGACCUAACGGUGCACGAGGUGAAGACGGCAGGAACGGUGGUGACGGACCUGCCGGCCCUGCUGGACCAGCUGGUCCAUCUGGAGUGAUCGGAGAACUUGGUGGCAUGGGAGCAAUGGGAGCCCCUGGACCCACUGGCCCAGCUGGCAGACCUGGUAGCGACGGUUCCCCAGGUAGACGUGGAUCUCCUGGCGAGGACGGGUCGGUAGGACGUCAGGGAGCCCGGGGUGUUAAGGGACCACGCGGACCAACCGGAUCUGAUGGAAGGGAUGGUUCUGAUGGAGCCACUGGUGCCAAGGGAGCCACUGGAUCUCAAGGUGACAAGGGAUCUCAAGGACCGCAAGGACCUGCUGGAACCGCUGGAGUGCCUGGUCGUCAAGGCCCGAUGGGUGGUCCGGGUGAGCGUGGCAGUCGUGGAGCUGCUGGACCUGCUGGACCAAGAGGUGGCGCAGGAGCCGAUGGAAACAUGGGACCUGCUGGACCUGCUGGACCUGCAGGAGCCAGGGGUGAAACAGGUGCCACAGGAAUACAGGGACACAAGGGAUGGGGUGGUUCUCCCGGCAGACCAGGAUCCGCUGGACCAAAAGGUCCUACUGGCGCCCGUGGUGCGAAUGGAAGACCUGGUCCUGCUGGUCCCGCUGGUAUUGAUGGCGCUCGUGGCAGGAAUGGCAACAACGGUCAGCAAGGACCCCGCGGUAUGGCUGGACCAGGAGGCCAACGUGGUGCAGGUGGUAGGAGUGGGCCAGCUGGACCCCCAGGACCCCCAGGAAGGGCUGGAGCACCUGGAGCACUCAGCUACUCAGGGUACGCCUACUCUGGUGGUUCAUAUGGUGUUAGCCAGGGCGACAAGGGACCCAACCCCUACGCUAAUUACUACGGCGACGAUGCCACAAUUGCCGAGGAUGACUACGAGGCCCGCAUCAUUCAGCUGAGAAAUCGCAUUGAGAGGCUGCUGCUGCCCAAUGGUGAGCCAGAGUACCCAGCCCGCUCCUGUAAGGAUCUCUUCAAGUGCCACCCGAUACUCCCAAGCGGCUACUACACCCUGGAUCCCAGCGGAGGCUCCCACUACGACAAAUUUGUUGCCUACUGCGACAAGAAGACCAACGCUACCUGCAUCUACCCAGACUACCCAGAGAUUCCCAAAGCUACCUACUAUCUUGGGGAGCCAGAGGAACCCGUUGUCUUCUCCGAAAUGAGGAACGGCUCUAUAAUCAGCUACAGCGUCAAGCCUGUGCAGCUGACCCUCCUGCGACUGAUCUACUCUGAAGCCAAGCAGAACCUGACCUACAACUGCAGGAACUCUCACGCCGUCGAGAACAACACGGGUAGCUCGCAGAAGGCUCUGACCCUAGUGGGACCCAACGACGUACGCAUCAGCAUCAAGAACACCCAGGCAGACUUGCAGUAUAAGGUGGACGGAGAAGAUGGCUGCAAGGUACACGACAACACCUGGGGCAAGACCACCGUCUCUUACAGCACCAAGAAGACCGAGCGUCUACCCCUGGUGGACUUUGCUGUGUCAGACGUCGGCAGAGCCAAGCAACAAUUCGGGGUGGAAGUCGGCCCAGUCUGCUUCUCAUAGAGGCCCCUAUCACAGCACUGAAGACGUCAUGGCAUCAGUUACACGAUAAACAAAAAAUCUGAUUAACUGUACACCUAGAAAAACACCUUUUUUUAUUGAAUAAACACUAAGGAAUUGGUCAGAUCAUUUUACUUCAGUCACAUAACUCUUGCAAAAACACUGAAAUUACUUUGCUUAGAAGGAUAAAAGACUGACGCCAGAAUUACAUUCCUGAAUUUAAAAUCGUUUAGUUUUGGGAUAUUUUUAGUGACUGUUUCUGCCAUGACAUUUGCUCAAUAACUUUAAUAGUAUACUUCCCUUUAUAAAGGCUGCAGAGGAAUGUUCCUUGAAUGGUGCUAUUUUUAGACUGGUUAAUUAAUUAAUCUGUAUUCUUUUAAAGUUAAAAAAAAAAAGCUGAGUAUGUUUACUUUGUUGUUGUCGAAAUACUUAAGGAUGCUAUACUUUAGAAUGAAAAUUGCUUUUAUAAAGUAGAUACUAAACGGCAUGCAUGAAGCUUUCUCCACUUCGCUUUUCCUUUUUUUUUUUUUUACUUAAUUGUCAUUAAAAAAAACAAAAGUACUGAAGUCUCAUAAAUAGGGACCACUUUGAAUGUAGUGCAUGUUGCUUUUUAGAUCAGCAAGUUAAAUAGAAAGUGGCGAGUCACUGAGUCGGUACUCGCCAUUUGUCUUUUCCAAAAAAAAAGUGUCAGAGUAUUUGUUAAGCAGAACGUUUUUUAGUUAACAAUUUGGCAGGUCUGGUUUAAAAACAAGUUAUAUUUUUGUACACCACUUUGAAAUGUGGAAACAUUUUUCAUCGGAGGACUGUCAUUCAAAUUGUGUCUUUUUGAGCCAGUUUGACAUUUUACCUAUAGAGCACAAUAAAGCUUCUCAUUUAAACCAUAAA